AUGGUGAAGAAAAGCAAAUUGCUCAAUGCCCUUGACGCGCAUAAAGGCCGAGAUUUCGACAAGGAGCGCCAGAAAAAGCUGCAAAAAGCUGCUGAGAAGAAGAAAAGGCUGAAGGCGGGAAACCAAGUGGAAGGCGAAGCGGAGAAUGAAGAGGAAGCCAAUGCUCCCGCAGAAUUGAAAAAUGGAGAAAAGGCCAAGAAGCAACAGGUUACCAAAGUAAAUAAGGAGGGAGAAAAGCAGAAAGCAAAUUCGGAACAAGCUCAGACUGAGGUCAAUGCGCCUGACAACGAGGAAGAUUGGGAAAGCGAAGAUGAAGCUGAAGACGAAGAAGAAGAUGAAGACAUCCCCCUCUCAGAGCUCUCCGAAGACGAUAGAGCCGACGUAAUACCUCACCAACGCCUCACUAUCAAUAAUUCCGCCGCCAUACGAGCAUCUCUUAAGCGAAUAUCCUUUAUCAACGAAAAUACGCCUUUUUCAGAACACAAUUCCCUUACAUCCACAGAGCAGAUGGACAUACCUGACCCCAAUGACGAUCUCAAUCGCGAGCUAGCAUUCUACAAAGUGUGCGUAUCAGCGGCGGCUGCGGCGCGGAGCUUAUUAAAAAAGGAAGGCGUCCCUUUCUCUCGACCAGCGGAUUUUUUUGCGGAGAUGGUCAAGACCGAUGAGCAUAUGGGCAAGAUCAAGAAGAAGCUUUUCGAAGAAGCGGCUGCGAAGAAGGCUAGCGCCGAAGCAAAGAAGCAGCGUGAUUUGAAGAAGUUUGGGAAACAGGUGCAAAUUGCGAAACUGCAACAGCGGCAGAAAGAGAAGAAAGAGACGCUGGAGAAGAUUAACAGCCUGAAAAGGAAACGAAAAGCCGACGGGGGAGCUCCCACCGAAGACGAGAAUCUCUUCGACGUUGCACUCGAAGACGCCAGUAAAUCUGACCGCAAGAGACAGAAUCCCGCUGGCGGUUCCAAUUUCAAACGACAAAAGAAAAACGAAAAGUAUGGAUUUGGCGGGAAGAAGCGAUUUGCGAAGAGCGGAGAUGCCGUAUCAAGUGGUGAUUUGAAAGGGUUCUCUGUCAACAAAAUGAAAGGAAAAAAGUCGGGUGCGGCAAAACGGCCUGGGAAAAGUAGAAGAGCCGCCGGGAAAAGAUCAUUCCGUUCAUCUGGUGUUGCCAUCUGGUUCCUGGGAUCGGAGUGA
Uncinocarpus reesii 1704 is the source of this 1182-nucleotide messenger RNA. RefSeq lists its product as uncharacterized. Gene Ontology annotation, biological process: ribosomal large subunit biogenesis; rRNA processing. The coding region runs from base 1 to 1182 and encodes 393 amino acids. The record is from RefSeq and is a predicted model, not a curated record. The transcript is spliced from 4 exons. NCBI's taxonomy places the organism in Eukaryota, Fungi, Ascomycota, Eurotiomycetes, Onygenales, Onygenaceae. Gene Ontology annotation, cellular component: nucleolus; nuclear periphery; preribosome, large subunit precursor.